UGCAUUUUGAGUUUAUACUAUCAUAAGAACCAGGUCUAGUAUAAGCCCCUAGACCCAAUCUGUAUCCGAGACCUAAGCACAGCCUGAGCAUUUCAGCUAAGACCACCCACCCAGUAAGGUGCCACCCAUUAGCCUCAGCCCUUUAGUAAGCUGGCCCAGGUCCCAGUAACUUCAUCAUCAGAACUCCAUCAUUUAGAGUGGUGCUGCGUCUUUUGGACACUGCAAAUCCAGUCCUCACACUCCUGCAUGGUCUCCUUCUUUCUAUGCAUUGGAAGGAGUGGUAAGAGAGCUGAGGCUACAAAGACCUCUGAGACUUCUUUCAGGUACUUAUAGAAACCUCCUGCACCCUCGUGAUGGCACAAAGGGACUGUUUUCCUACUCUUAGUCUGAAUGACUGCCAAGAAGGAAGGCAAAGGUAGAGGAAUUGGAUCUCUGGCUUUUGAUCUCAGACUUUAUUAGACUCCUGUCUGAGCCUACGAACAAAGCUCACAUGAACAAAUGAUUUGAGUCAUGAAUCAAAAAUCUUGCUCUUUUCCUAAUGAGAAAGAAUUAAGAGUUGGACAGGGGGAAAGACUAUCUGGGGGACACUCUGUAUCAUAUGACAACAACAGUGCUCUUUCUGCUUUCAGAGGAAUUCCUAUCUCGGAGUUAAAGAAGCACAGAAUUCUCCCGGCCCUGACUGCAGAAGCUAAUGGAUGGGAGCCAGUUGUGAGCCCAGAAUUACUCAGAGCCCAAGAAGAAUGGGAAGCUGUGGAGACCAUCCAGCCAGGGACAGGGUGCCAGGCCAUCUCAGAACAGCCUGGGCAGCUAAUCUCCUUCAGUGAGGCCCUGCAGCACUUCCAGACUGUGGACCUGUCCUCCUUCAAGAAAAGAAUCCAGCCAACUAUUCGGAGGACUGGGCUCGCUGCUCUCCGCCACUACCUCUUCGGGCCUCCAAAGCUCCACCAGGGCCUUCGGGAAGAAAGAGACCUGGUGUUAACCAUUGCUCAGUGUGGGCUGGAUAACCAAGACCCAGUGCAUGGCCGAGUCCUCCAGACCAUCUACAAGAAGCUGACCGGCUCCAAGUUUGACUGUGCCCUCCACGGAGACCACUGGGAGGACCUGGGCUUUCAGGGAGCAAAUCCAGCCACAGACCUGAGAGGAGCAGGCUUCCUUGCCCUCCUGCAUCUGCUCUACCUGGUGAUGGACUCAAAGACCUUGAUGAUGGCACAGGAGAUUUUACGCUUGUCUCGCCACCAUAUCCAGCAAUUCCCUUUCUGUUUGAUGUCAGUGAACAUCACCCGAAUUGCCAUCCAGGCCUUGAGAGAGGAGUGUCUUUCUAGGGAGUGUAAUCGGCAGCAGAAGGUCAUCCCCGUAGUGAACAGCUUCUAUGCAGCCACUUUCCUCCACCUCGCACACAUCUGGAGGACAGAGCAGAAGACCAUCUCUGACUCAGGCUUUGUCCUCAAAGACUUGGAAAUGUUAGCCAAGAAGAGCCCACGGCGGCUGCUUAAAACCCUGGAGACCUACUUGGCUGGAGUAUCAAAGGGACAGGCCUCCAUGUUGGGAGCACAGAAGUACUAUGGGCCACAAGCCCCUUACUCCAAGGACCUCACCUUUACAGGUGUCUGUGACCUGCAACCUCACUCAUCUGAAAGCACAUGGCUGAUCUGACUGCCCAAGACUGACUUAAGGGAUGGGCUGCACCAGCUGGACUUACAGAGGUGCACAGCAAACCGUAUCAAGGGCACCCUGGCUGCACCACGCCCCUUCCUGUCUCAGCAGUAGGAUGCAAGAAUCCUACUCUUCCUGGGUCUGGUUGGAGAAAGCUAAGUGUCCUCACCUCACUGGCAUGAGUCAAUGGUGUGAGUAGGCUCGACCCACACCUGCAGACUUGUCUCCAGAGCAAGAAAAAUCUAGUCUUACUCUCACCUGGGUGCAGUCUACAGGGUUGACUUCCAGGUUAUCUCAAUGGGAAUGAAUGCCCAUGUGAGAAGGAGAUGCCGCGGUACAAGCAGUCAGAAUUCUGACUCCAAGUCAGCCGGGCAUAGGGGCCAGGUGUCUGUGGUUAGAACUGGAAGGUGACAGCAGUGGCAGCAGCCGACAGGGGGCAGCAUAACCUAGACUCUGCCUGAGACCUCAGUUGCGGGAGGGGAUUCCUCUCCUCCACCCACCAGGCAGUGUCAGGGCCUUCAUUUAACUCACGCUCCUCUCCCCAGUCCCUCCUCUUCAUUGCUUACCAUCUAGAAAUGGGCAUUUGGCUAGGCAUGUCCCAUAGCUGCCUCCCACAAACUGGGACUCCCUCUUGUAGAGGCUGUGUGCAUCCCUGGCCUGGCAGCAGGCAGGAGGAAUUGCACACACCAGCAGUUUUUGACUUAAAAGAAUUGUUCUAGUUUAUGGUCUCAAGUGUUUUCUUCCAAGACAACACUUGGCACCUUCCUGUGGCCCUGUUGUUCUGGAGCCUGGUUAAAGCCAGGCUCACCAGCAGGAGAAGGCCCAGUGUGUGGGUGGGUGGGGGGAUGUUCCAUUCUGAUCGUGGGCUCAGGAGAGACAAGGCUGCCUGUGCCCUGGCCAGGCACCUGCUCAGUUGCCAGGAUGCCCAUCCUCACCUUGGCUACACUUGCAAGCUCUAACCAGAGGAUGAGAUAGCCUCAAAAGGGCCUCCUGGCCAGGGUUCCUGAGCUGGGGAGUGGAAGGCAGGCAAGAGCUCACUGUGCCGCUUUCGGACCUCUGGACUCCCUAAGUGCAGAUACAGAACAUAGUCUAGCCCCCGCAAACCUGUCCAAGUCUGACCCACUGCAGGGGCGUCACAGAGGAGGAGACAGCAGAUAACUACCCAGGCAUGGAAGGGAGCUCCCAGACUAUGGUUAGCAGGAUGCCUCAAGGGUGGGGCUUGUACCAAACCCUGCAGUUUGCCUUGUGUCAUCCCUACUGACCUGAACUAAUCUUCAUUACUGUUACUUUCUCCAUCCUGGUCCUCAGCUGACCAGCAGAGAUGGCAGGGAGGUUACCAGGCUUGGGGUUAGAACACAGAGGAGAAAAGCUACAGCUGAGCCUCCACUUUGGAGUAUCAGGUUCUUCCCUAAUUCUCCAGACUGACUGCAGGUGAUCAGCCCCCAGCAUACCCAGAGACCAGUCCACAUGAGGAGCCUCUACCUGGAGGAGAACACUGUGCCCUUACUAGGCCCUUUCUUCCCACCUCACACCACUAUAAUGCUCUGCAGAUGACAGAGUGCUCGCAAUUUCAUACCUUAGUACGUAGCAAUAACAUAAUCUAGGUAUUUUUAAG
Molecule: messenger RNA, 3268 nt
Organism: Otolemur garnettii (small-eared galago)
Lineage: Eukaryota; Metazoa; Chordata; Mammalia; Primates; Galagidae
Gene: ELMOD3
Product: ELMO domain containing 3
Exons: 12
Coding region: 511-1653 (380 amino acids)
Source: RefSeq, a predicted model, not a curated record